AUGCCCAAGACCUACACUCACAAGUUUGAUACCCAGGCCUACAAGGGCUCUUCCACGAUUAGCACUGGGUUGUUCAUCAACGGAGAAUGGGUUGAUCCUGUUCAAGGUGACGAGAUUGACAUCGUCAACCCUGCUACCGGCGAAGUGAUCACCAAGGUCGCGAUUGGUACCAAGGCUGAUGUCGAUAAAGCUGUUGCUGCUGCCAGAAAGGCCUACAAGACCACCUGGGGAUUGAAAGCAUCUGGGUCCGAGCGUGCACGUCUCCUGAACAAACUCGCGGAUCUUAUCGAAAAGAACCUUGAAGAGCUUGCUGCGUUGGAGUCCCUUGACGUUGGCAAGGUUUACGCCAAUGCCAAGGUUAUGGAUAUCGGUGGAGCCGUCAUAGUCUUUAGGUACUACGCUGGCUGGGCUGAUAAGAUCCAGGGAACGACUGUCGAAUCUGGAGACACGAAGCUCAACUAUGUCAGGCGAGAGCCAUACGGCGUUUGCGGUCAAAUCAUCCCCUGGAACUUCCCUAUGGGAAUGUUGACAUGGAAGGUCGCACCCGCACUUGCAACCGGAAACACCGUCGUCCUCAAGCCAUCUGAGGUGACACCUUUGACCGCCCUCCGCUUCGCCGACUUGGUCGUCGAAGCUGGUUUCCCUCCCGGUGUCGUCAACAUUGUCAACGGCUAUGGCCACACCGUUGGUGCGGCCAUCGCUGAGCACCCUAAUAUCGACAAGGUCGCUUUCACUGGAAGCACCUUGACCGGCCGAAGGAUCUUGAAGGCUGCCGCGGACUCAAACCUCAAGCCUGUCACCCUCGAAUUGGGAGGCAAGAGCCCUACUAUUAUCUUCGACGAUGCCGACUUUGAGCAAGCGCUCAAGUGGACUACCGCCGGUAUCUACUCAAACAUGGGACAAGUCUGCACAGCAGGAUCAAGGAUCUUCGUCCAAGAAGGCAUCUACGACAAGUUCGUUGAGAGCUUCGCCGCGGUGGCCAAGGGCUUUGGACAGGCCACCGGCGACCCAUUCGCAGAGGGCACGAAGCACGGCCCUCAAGUCUCCCAGACGCAAUUCGAUCGAGUCCUCUCGUACAUCGAGUCGGGCAAGAAGGAGGGCGCUACUGCCAUCGUUGGUGGAGACAAGCAUGGUGAUAAGGGAUACUUCAUCCAGCCCACCAUCUUUACUGGUGUUACUAAGGACAUGAAGAUUGCCCGAGAGGAGAUCUUCGAGGUCAUCGAGUUGGCCAACGACACUGUCUACGGACUCGCAGCGUACGUCUUCUCCGAGAACAUCUCGCGAGGCAUCCGAGUAGCGCACGCUCUCGAAGCUGGUUCAGUCGCGGUCAACUCUACAGUCCCAUUCGACGUCGGAAUGCCCUUCGGUGGAUACAAGCAGUCAGGUAUUGGAAGGGAACUUGGUCAAUAUGCCAUCGACACGUACACUCAAAACAAGGCGGUCCACGUCAACAUCGGUCUCAGGAUCUAA
This is a messenger RNA of Coprinopsis cinerea okayama7#130, 1470 nucleotides long. Its product is annotated as indole-3-acetaldehyde dehydrogenase. Bases 1 to 1470 code for a protein of 489 amino acids. The record is from RefSeq and is a predicted model, not a curated record. Lineage: Eukaryota; Fungi; Basidiomycota; Agaricomycetes; Agaricales; Psathyrellaceae. The transcript is spliced from 15 exons. Gene Ontology annotation, molecular function: aldehyde dehydrogenase (NAD+) activity.